CGAGCCGCGAAGCUGUCAUGACGCUCCUGCCCUUGCUUCACACCGCGCGUUCACCAGCAUUACCGGCAACCCUACGGUUGAGCGCAGCGAGCUUAUUGCAAUGCCAACAUCGCAUAUCAGGCUGCUCAGCGAGCACCUCGAAUAGACGACAUCUCGCGACGCGACCCGAACCCGCGUACCCCGGGCAUAUUCCUUUGAACUGGGCCGAAAAUGCGUUCUUGGCCGUGGGGUCGGCCGUGAUGUCGCUGGCAGACCCGUAUAGGGGGGAUAUGAUCGCUGCCCUAGGCGAAACUACGGCAGGGCCAGUAUUACCCAAGCUCCUUGACACCAUGCUUGCCUCGCCCGAGGGAAGACGCAUCAUGAAGGAGAGGCCACGCAUCAACACCAAGACCGUCGAUAUGGCAUACUUAAGCCGACUUCCCAAAGGCACGUUCGGGAAGUCCUACGUUGACUGGCUAGAAAGAUGCGGCGUUAGCCCUGACACUCGAGAACCUGUUCACUACAUAUCGGACCCCGAACAAGCGUAUGUCAUGCAACGCUACCGGGAGACACACGAUUUUUACCACACUCUCACGAACAUGCCCGUGUCAGUCACGUACGAGCUUGCAGUCAAAUGGUUUGAGUUUGCCAACUUGGGCCUGCCGAUGGCCCUGCUUGGUGGUGUCGCAGGUCCGCUCCGCCUAUCAAGCAAACAACGAGAACGAUUAUUCACGCAAUACGUUCCUUGGGCGCUCAAGUGCGGAAGCUCCGCGCGCUGCUUGCUGACCGUGUACUGGGAGGAAAGAUGGGAACAACCGCUCGAGGAGAUGAAGAAGGAGCUCGGCGUCUGGGACGCGCCACCUGCGAGGUGGCCAAAACCUUUGAAGGAAACGGAGGUCGCUGAGGUCAAGGCCCAAGUCCAACAAUCCAACGUCAGCCCAUGAUUGCGACAAGCUGUACGGCGGACACACUGGGAUCCUGCCCUUCUUGACCGAGAUGCUCAAAUCAUCUUCGUGCGGACGCUUCGAUAGACAUUCCACAUCAUUCAUUCGAUUGUACCGAGUACUAUUAACGAUCUAUACU
This is a messenger RNA of Punctularia strigosozonata HHB-11173 SS5, 1062 nucleotides long. RefSeq names its product ubiquinone biosynthesis protein COQ4 mitochondrial. Gene Ontology annotation, biological process: ubiquinone biosynthetic process. The transcript is spliced from 6 exons. The coding region runs from base 18 to 923 and encodes 301 amino acids. The record is from RefSeq and is a predicted model, not a curated record. Gene Ontology annotation, cellular component: mitochondrial inner membrane; mitochondrion. Lineage: Eukaryota; Fungi; Basidiomycota; Agaricomycetes; Corticiales; Punctulariaceae.